Pseudogymnoascus destructans is the source of this 375-nucleotide messenger RNA. RefSeq lists its product as uncharacterized. The transcript has a single exon. The coding region runs from base 1 to 375 and encodes 124 amino acids. The record is from RefSeq and is a predicted model, not a curated record. Lineage: Eukaryota; Fungi; Ascomycota; Leotiomycetes; Thelebolales; Thelebolaceae.
AUGAAUGGGUUACGGGCCUACGAACCUCGGCUUCGAACCUUUUUGGCCGUUUUCCACGAGCGUGAAGAUGCCUUUAUGCAGGAAGGCAGGCUUGAUGAGAACCACAGACUCUCGCUGCCUAUGCGGGAAAGCUGGGAGAGUGGCGAUUUCUGGGUCGUGUAUGCUGCGAGCAAGAGUUUUGCUUUUUAUGCGGUAUUUUGGAAGUAUUUGGAUACGCGCUUUUCUGGGCCUGCAGCUGAAUUAGAUGGGGAUGAGUGGGAGAGGAGGACUGGGUUGCUGGAUGAGGAGGAGGUUAUGGAAAUUGACAGCUUUAUCGACCAGAAAGUUGAUGAAUUGAAAAACUCCGGUCUUGGCAUGGGAACCUGGCUAAGUUAA